This is a messenger RNA of Aplysia californica (California sea hare), 660 nucleotides long. RefSeq names its product RHEB. The record is from RefSeq and is marked provisional. Lineage: Eukaryota; Metazoa; Mollusca; Gastropoda; Aplysiida; Aplysiidae. Gene Ontology annotation, cellular component: plasma membrane. Gene Ontology annotation, biological process: small GTPase-mediated signal transduction. Gene Ontology annotation, molecular function: GTPase activity; GTP binding; GDP binding.
AUGUUUGUUUGUGGUGUUUGAGUGACUGCGACGUAAACUUGACAACUCUCCGUCAAACAGUGGAUGUCCUGAUUUGUAUUUGACGAAUACUUCUACAUCAAAGACAAGAAGUCAUCUCUUAUUUUACUACCAACUGCUUAUACUGUCACAAUGCCUCCCAAAGAACGAAAGAUAGCUUUUAUGGGAUUCAGAUCAGUCUUCUCCAAGCAUACCAGGGUCGGAGGUCAGGAGUACGACCUUCAUGUGGUGGACACAGCAGGACAGGACGAGUAUUCCAUCAUCCCGCAGUCGUACUUCAUCAACAUCAACGGCUACGUUCUCGUCUACUCAGUGAACUCGGAGAAAAGCUUCGAGGUGGUCAAACAUGUCUAUGACAAGAUCGUGGAUAUGAAAGGGAAAAUGACCGUGCCGAUUGUGUUGGUGGGCAACAAGAAAGACUUACGAUUCGAAAGGGUCAUCUCUGUGGAGGACGGCCGCAAACUGGCCGAGUCCUGGAAAGUUCCCUUUCUGGAAGCUUCCGCCAAAGAAAACUCGUCGGUGAAGGAGAUCUUCGACACCAUCCUCAACACCAUGAGGCAGAAGGAGAACGGGGACACGGGGGAGAAGAGCAGCUGCUCCGUCUCCUAGACGGGACACAACGACAGACGUGACACACUACAU